AUGACAAAAUCAAAUAAAGAGAAAUUUAUGAAGAAUAAAGAUAACAAUCCAUCAAAAUCUACAGAAUCUUUGACAGAUAUAGAUGAUCAACCAAGAAAUUUACCAUCCCCAAACCAAUCACAAUUAUUUCCUGGUUCAUUUUCAACAAAUUCAACCUUGAGUGACCCACCAAAUAUACUGUCUCAAAGUGACAAUGAAUCUAGAAAAAUUAGAUUACCAAGUCCUUCUUCGAUCCUCAAAAUAAAUGAAAGCUCAAAUAUACAGACGCAACAACAACCGCAGCUUGGUUCAACUAACUAUCAACAACAACAAUCACCUAAUCAGUUACCAAGCUUGUCGUUGUACUCAUCCAAUCCAGAAUCAAGUUAUAUUCCAGUUAAUUAUCAAUUACAACCAAAUCCAGGAAAUUUACCACUCAUAAACCAGACACAAGCUCAAUACGCACAAUUUCCACAACAGCAGCAGCAGCAGCCUCAACCGCUACAGCCUCAACCGCCUAACAUUGAUUCAUCCUCAAUAAUAAGUGAACAACGUAUUUACUAUCAGCAACCACAAGAUAAUCAACCUAUGUCAAGUUCAAGUCAUUCACAAAUUCCACAACAAACAUCAUAUCAACAACAUCAUCAGAAUUUUUAUUCGUCCCAGCUACCACAGCAGCAAUUUCAGCAACCACCAAAUCAAAUGUAUCAACCUCAACAUAAUUAUCCUACACAACACCCUCCAUAUCAAUUUGAAAGUCAAUCACAGCAGAUUUAUCAAAAUCCCAAUUUUCCACAACAGCCAAAUUUAAUCUCAUUAAGAAGAAAAUCAAAACAAUCCACUACUUGGACACCAGAAGAAGAUGCACUAUUAAGAUAUUUAAAAGAAGAAUUGAAAUAUGGCUGGAGUCGAAUUUCAUCGUAUUACGGAGGUUCUCGUAGUAGUUUUGCAUGUCAAUUUCGUUGGAGAAGAAUAAUUAGCGCUGAGAGAGCUAACUUAAACUCAAAUCCUAAUGCUAAACAAACCACUGAUUUUACAAAUGAAGGUGAUAAUUUACAGCAAAAUUUGUUAAGGGGUAAUCCUUCAUUAGAAAAUAUAAAAACAGACGCUACCACUCAAAUUUUCGAAUUGAGUCAAACUCAAGCUCAUCAUCAAUCACAAGAGAUACAUCAAUUAGAUAAGGUUAAAUUGGAGAAAAAACGUCCUAGCAACGAUGAUGAGAAUGAUGAAGAUCAUGAUAAAAAAAAGCAACAGCAUAAUAUUAAUUUUUUACUAAAUUGA
This is a messenger RNA of Lodderomyces jiufengensis, 1260 nucleotides long. RefSeq lists its product as uncharacterized. Lineage: Eukaryota; Fungi; Ascomycota; Pichiomycetes; Serinales; Debaryomycetaceae. Bases 1 to 1260 code for a protein of 419 amino acids. The record is from RefSeq and is a predicted model, not a curated record. The transcript has a single exon.